Messenger RNA from Arctia plantaginis, 1653 nucleotides. The record is from the annotation of a GenBank genome assembly. NCBI's taxonomy places the organism in Eukaryota, Metazoa, Arthropoda, Insecta, Lepidoptera, Erebidae.
AUGGAACCUGCAAACGAGGAAACCGUUCAAUGUUUUUUCUUCUCAUUGGCGCAAGGUUCCAACAGUUUGUUAUGGGAAGAAUUAUGUGAAAAGAUUAAUGAUACGAUUAAAGAUUUAUCUAAAGAAUAUAUUUGGCAAAGGGAUGAAUUUCAAGUAUUUAUACCGAUAUCAGACAGCAAAGACACAAAUAUCCCUUUUCAUCUAUGCAGUAUAACCUGUUUUGGGGAUAAUAUAGAAGAUGAAUGGUUUAUUGUGCAUCUUGUGUUGGAAAUAUCUAAACUAUAUCCAAAUUUAAUUAUACACAUAAAAGACAAUGAUGGGGACUUCCUUCUCAUAGAGGCAGCAGAUAAUUUACAGACUUGGGUUAAUCCAAGUAAUACUGAUAAUCGGGUUUUUAUAUAUAGAGGUCACAUUCAUCUUAUUCCACCAAAAGUAGCUCCAUUACAACCUAAGCUUGAAUUGAAAGCAGCUAUUAAAAUCAUUGAAGAAUCCUCUGAAUUAACACAAGUAUCUUGUGCUAUUGAACAGGCUAUACUAGAUAGGAUUGGCAAGUAUCCAGAAAAGCUCUUAGAAAAUAUCCAUAGAACUGCAGUACAAAUACCUUCUCAUAUAGCGGCUCUCUUGAUACUAAAGCCUUCUCUUAUUGCACCUAUAACAAAUGCUUAUAGUAAUUCUGAUGUGAUUGAUGCAAAGUGUUGUAAAGACAUUGAUUUCAGUAAUUGUGUAAAUGUUGAAGUAACAUUUACAAAGUUUUUGUAUGCAAUGCUUUUGCAUUCCAAAUUUAUUAACAGCAUUAAACACUAUGAAUUUAUUAAUGAUAAGAAAAGUAUUUUGGGAGCUAAGAUAACAUGUGGAUAUCAAAUAAUUAUGAACAAAGCCUCAACAGACUUGUUUAACUCAAAAGCAUAUAAUAAAUUUUUAUCAAACUUAAAACAAAACGGCUAUUUCCAAAAUAAUAUUGAAGGAUCUAUAGGCUAUAAUAACUUGUUAAGAAAAGCAAAAGAAUAUUUUUCAAUUGUAGAGUGUCCUAUAAGUUCUCAUGUCUCUGAUAGUAUAUCUCAACUUAUGUCAUCAUCUGACUAUUUAAGAAUUAAAGACUCAAUCAAAGAUAUAUGUGUAGAACCUGGGUAUAUAGGUGACACUGAAGAUUGGCUAAAUAUACAUCCAGAACAAUUAAAUGAUUUACUGCUGAAACGCUAUGGUAAGAUAACCACAUUAAAAAAUAAUGAUGUAAUAUCUUCCACAACUUUAACUACAGAAUUAUCAUCAUUCCUAAAACAAACAUCUGAUUAUGAAGGCAUAGAAUCGCAUUGUAAUGAGAUAAUUGAAGACUCUAUUGAGUUUGAACCAGAUCAGUUUGUUUCAUGUAUAGAAAAGAUGUUAAAUGUAUUAAGUACAGGAGACGACGAAAAUACUGAAAGUGAAGAAAGUGAUCAAGAUUAUGAUAACUUUCAAUAUCAUGAUAAUGGCUGUGAUAAAGAGCUAAGAGCUAAACUUCAAACUAAUCAAACAGAAAAUCCUCAAGAAAACAAUACUAUACUGUCAAAUAUUAUUCAGAGUAUUAAAGAAGAAAAGUCAAUAGGGCCCACUAGUAACCUGCUGAGGUCAUUUGGUGUACAUAAAUCUGAAUUACUAGAUUCUGAUGAUGAUUAA